Messenger RNA from Hypomesus transpacificus, 2391 nucleotides. It is a transcript of the gene sdcbp2, whose product is annotated as syndecan binding protein (syntenin) 2. Bases 169 to 1101 code for a protein of 310 amino acids. Gene Ontology annotation, cellular component: plasma membrane; cytoplasm. The record is from RefSeq and is a predicted model, not a curated record. Gene Ontology annotation, molecular function: protein binding. Lineage: Eukaryota; Metazoa; Chordata; Actinopteri; Osmeriformes; Osmeridae. The transcript has 9 exons.
CUGAGUUUCGGCUACCAGGAAACGGGUUGUGGUGACUUCAGAAUCCCCGUGUAGACGCUUUGUAGACGCGAAAGAAGUACGAAGUAGCUAGCUAAUAGCUAUUGUGUCAGACGGAGAUUUUAAGGGAAAUAUUUUGAAGUUUUGAACUCGACAACCUUAACCUUCAGCAUGUCGCUGUAUCCAUCCCUAGAGGAUCUGAAGGUGGACAAGGUCAUUAAGGCCCAGGCCCAAUUUGUCCAGACCACCUCCACCUUCCCAGCCAUCGCCGAAGGGACCUACCCCGAGGGGACCUACCAGCCCCAGCCGGCAGCUGGCCUUGAGGCUCCAGGAUCAAGCCUCUACCCUAACCUGGUGGAGUUGGGGGAGUACAUGGGCCUCAGCCUCAACAGUGACGAGGUCCAGAGGAACAUGGCGCUGGUGCCCGUGGGCGACAAUCAGGUGUCUCUGUCCCCAGGGCUGGGGGGCAUGCUGGGGGGCAUGGUGCGCCCAGUGACGGGGGCUGACGUGGGGGUGAGGCGGGCUGAGAUCCGUCCUGGUCUGAGAGAGGUGGUGCUCUGUAAGGACCAGGAGGGCAGGGUGGGGCUCCGGCUCAGGGCCAUCGACAACGGUGUGUUCAUCCAGCUGGUCCAGGGGAACUCCCCUGCUGCUCUGGCAGGGCUGCGUUUCGGGGACCAGGUUCUCCAGAUCAACGGUCAGAACUGUGCUGGCUGGAGCCUGGACAAGUCCCACAAGGCCCUGAAGGCUGCAGCCGAGCACCGCAUCGAGCUCAUCGUCAGGGACAGGCCGUUCCAGCGCACUAUCACCAUGCACAAGGACAGCUCCGGACACGUGGGGUUUGUGUUCAAGUCUGGGAAGAUCACCUCGCUGGUGAAGGACGGCUCAGCGGCACGGAACGGCCUCCUGACCGACCACUACAUCUGUGAGAUCAACGGACAGAACGUCAUCGGGCUCAAGGACGCCCAGAUCAAGGACAUCCUCACGACUUCUCCCACCACCAUGACCAUCACCAUCAUGCCCAAGUUCAUCUAUGAACACAUGAUCAAGAGGAUGUCCAGUGGUCUCCUGCGUUCAGCCAUGGACCACUCUGUUCCAGAGGUGUGAUGAAGACCAGAACCACAACCCUCCAUCAGGAUGCCUCACUCCUUCUUUACUCUCCUCUACUCUCCUCAUCUCUCCUCUACUCUCCUCAUCUCUCCUUUCCUCUCCUCAUCUCUCUUUCCUCCCCUCUCUUCUCCUCAUUUCUCCUCUCCUCUCCAUUCUUUCCUCUCUUCUCCUCCUCCUCUCUUUGUUUGUCUGACUGGAUCUCUGUCUCAUCUAUGCUGUUUUCUCACCUGUUAGGGUGUCCCUCUAUCACACAAUCAUCGCCGUCGCCAUAUUCAUCAUCGCCUGCUCGUCGUUAACAUGAUCUAAGAUGCCUUUUCUUCUGUGGUUCAGAAACAUCAGCAUGUUCUUAUCCGCUGUACUGUAGUUCUUUUCUACUCUGUCUUUUUUUGUUUGAGUUUUUAUGACAACAUGUUUAUGCUCUUUUAUACACGAUAACCAUGUAGUUCUACUUCCUGUUGUUCCCUAUGUGACGUCGAGUCCGGCUGGGUUUCUAAGACAUGAGUCACUCCCGUCCUCCCAGUCCUGCAGAACGGCCCGACCUUUCACCUUUCUGUGUUCAGACGCUGUAGAGUCGAUCUCCAUGGCGAUACAGAACCCUCAGAUGCUGUAGAGUCUCAUCUCCAUGGUGAUACAGAACCCCUCAGGUGCUGUAUAGUUGAUCUCUAUGGCGAUACAGAACCCUCAGAUGCUGUAGUCUAUCUCCAUGGCGAUACAGAACCCUCAGGGGUUCUGGCUUCGUCCUCCUUCCCUAAGCCCCGCCCCCUCAAAGGUGUCACAUGAUGCCCCUUAGUGCACUUCCUUAUUAAAGUCUUUCCUGUCAUUUCAACUUGUUGUUAGUGUAGACGUGGCCACAGGUGACUGAGGAACAGUUAUGAAGCAACACCUGACUUCACUCUUUGGUUGGAAUCGUUUGAUGCACAAAAAUAAUCAUCGUAAAAAUUGAAGUUGUUUACUGACUAACACACCAUGGGUUCAGUCAGCCUGUUGCAUUCUGGGGGAUUUUGAUGUGAUUACAAGAGAACUUCCCUGUAAUCAAUGAUUGAUUCGUGAGAAGGAAAGGGAAAGUCUGGAUAUUGAUCAGUGGAUUUGUCUUCUUGAAAUGACAAUGUUGUUGUUCCUGUUCCAGCUGUUCAUGUGGGUCCUACACAUCUUUUUAUGGUUUAGAAAUGUAGUCUUUGAUAAACGUCACAACCGUCAUCCUGUAAAUGCUAAAGGAAUCUGAAAGUUUAUAUACGAAUGUAACCAAGAUAAUUAUUGUAAGACAAAUAAAAUGAUAUUUGCGGUUCA